Molecule: messenger RNA, 2292 nt
Organism: Prosopis cineraria
Lineage: Eukaryota; Viridiplantae; Streptophyta; Magnoliopsida; Fabales; Fabaceae
Product: receptor-like protein EIX2
Exons: 2
Coding region: 1-2292 (763 amino acids)
Molecular function (GO): protein binding
Source: RefSeq, a predicted model, not a curated record
AUGAACUGCUGUAAUUGGACUUCAAUUGUUUGCGAUGGUGAAACCGGACAUGUUCUUCAACUUCACCUCAGAACUUCACCCCCUUCCUAUUAUCAAGCUGAUGAGAUGUCACGGUUCGGUGGUGAAAUACAUCCUUCAAUACUUGAUUUGAAACAUUUGAGAUACUUGGACCUGAGUGGCAAUGACUUUGGUGGAAUGCAAAUUCCUAGUUUCCUGGACUUAAUGAAGAGUUUGACAUAUCUUAACCUCUCUGAUGCUGGAUUUAGUGGAAGCAUUCCUCACCAAAUAGCAAACCUCUCCAGUUUGAUCUAUCUUGACCUUGGAGGUAAUUUUUUCAAUGGAAGCAUUCCUCACCAAAUAGCAAAUCUUUCCAAUUUGAUCCAUCUCGACCUUGGAGGUAAUUCUUUCACUGGACCCAUUCCUCAUCAAAUUGGGAAUCUUUCUAGCCUACUCUUUCUUGAUCUUGAUAGGGAUUAUCAUUAUGAUGACACGGAUUAUGAGAUAUCCUUGUUUCUAGAAAAUCUUCAAUGGCUUUCAUCCCUUUCUUUCCUCAAAUAUCUACAAUUAAGUCAUGUGAAUCUAUCUAAUGCAUUUGAUUGGUUGCAUGCUUUGCAAUCACUUCCCUCAUUGACAGAGUUACACUUAACAAGAUGUACUCUUCAUCAUCAUUUUGAUCCAACCAUAGUGACUAACUUUUCAUCUUUAGCAGUUCUUGAUCUUUCAAAUUUUGUUGAUUUUGGAGCUUCUUCCAUUCCAAAGUGGAUUUUUCAACUAAAAAAUCUGGUUUCUCUUAAAUUAAGCUCUAAUCAUUUGCAAGGGUCCAUCCCAGAUGGCAUUCAAAACCUCACUCUCAUUGAAGAUCUUGAUCUAUCUUCUAAUUUGUUUAAUUCUUCUAUCCCUAAUUGGUUAUAUAGUUUGAACCAUCUCACGUCUCUUAGACUCUCUUCAAACCAAUUGCAUGGAACAAUUUCAUAUGCGAUUGGGAACUUGACUUCUAUGGUUACUCUUGAUUUGUCAGAAAAUCAACUUGAAGGGCCAAUUCCAAGCUCUUUAAGAAAUCUUUGUAGCUUAAAAAGUGUGUCUUUCUCAAACCAAAAAUGCAAUCAACAAGUUUUUGAAAUAUUAGGAAUAAUCUCAGGAUGUGUAUCACAUACACUAGAGAGUUUGACUUUAUCUAGUUCAACACUAUAUGGUCAUUUGACAAACCAAAUUGGGAUUUUCAAAAAUCUUGUUUAUCUUGAUCUUUCUGGUAAUGAUAUUCAAGGUGAAAUUCCUAAAUCUUUAAGAAAUCUCAUCUCUUUGAAUCAUCUUUAUCUUUCGGACAAUCAAUUCAUUGGAAAUCCUUUUGAUGUGAUACAAUCCCUUGUAAUGUUACAAACACUUUCCAUUAGCGAUAAUCUUUUUCAAGGAGAGGGAGAAUCAAUUUUUAGGGAUUAUUCCUUCAUGGAUGGACAAAUUCUCUUGAAUUUGAAGGGUUUUCUCCUAGGAUCAAACAAAUUUGUUGGUGAGAUUCCCAAGCAAAUAUGCUUGUUGAAAUUUCUACAAAUUUUGGACCUUGCACAUAACAACUUGACUGGACAAGUACCAAAAUGCAUCAACCAAUUGACUGCUAUGUUGGUGAAGAAUAAUAGUUUAGACUCAUACAUCGAGAGCAUAAUAAAUAGCAGUUACUAUUAUGUAUUUGAUGUGCUCCUUGAGGUGAAAGGAAGAGAUGAUGAAUAUAGGUUUGUAGGACUUGUCAUAAGUAUUGACCUUUCAAGCAACAAAUUGUCUGGAGAGAUACCAACAGAAAUCACAAAUCUCAAGGGGUUGCAUUUUUUGAACUUGUCCAACAAUAUUUUGCAUGGCCAAAUUCCUCAAAGCAUUGGCAAUAUGGAAUCAUUGGAGGCUAUGGAUUUCUCAAACAAUCAACUUUAUGGUGAAAUCCCAUCAAGCAUGUCCAAUUUAAAUUUUUUGAGCAAGUUGAACUUGUCUUACAAUAAUUUGAUGGGGAAAAUUCCAACGGGCACCCAAUUGCAAAGUUUUGAUGCGACUAGUUUUGAUGGCAAUGAUCUAUGUGGUCCUCCACUACAAAACAAUUGCAUUGAUCUAUCCAAUGUCCAUGAACAUGGCAACAAUGAGAAAGAAGCUCGUGAACAUAAAAUCAAUUGGUUUUAUGUUAGUAUGCCAUUGGGAUUUGUUUCAGGAUUUUGGAUAGUAGUUGGUCCUUUGCUGUACAGUACAUCCUGGAGGUACAAGUAUUUUCAGUCCCUUGAUUAUAUGGUGUACAAACUACAAUGUUUAUGGUGUUGA